AUGGUCCUUCUGAAUUCUCCACCUCCACCGUCAAUGUUCAAUCGAAAGACGACCCAGGAGAAAAAGCGGCGAGAUGAGAUUAAUGCAAAAAUCAAAGAGCUCCAAGAGCUGAUUCAAUCGCAUACGGAUCAAGAAAAACUGACCCAAUCCGAAGUGCUAAACCGUGCCGUCGAGCUAGUGAAUCGAAUGGAGACCGAAUCCCCUGGUCCAUCCACAAAUCCAAAUCGAAAGGGAUUCUUCGACGGAUUCGCCACCAUCGAAAAUCUCACCUACACUUUCAUCAAAUCCCUUGGAAUGAAUUCCGAAGUCUGCCAAGAUUUCAUUCAAAAAGCAAGACAUCGUUUCGAUCGAGAACGUUCUGGACUCCUAAUGUCAACCGUCGGAAAUCGAAAGAGAAAAUCCGAAGAACGUCAUCUGCCAACGACGUCUUCAGAUUCUCAAGUUUCCAGUCCAUCGACGUCUGAAUCGGGAAUGUGUAUCGAUCGGAAGGAGGUGAAAAAGAAUCGAGAGCAAGACAGAAGAGAUCGUCAGGGAGAGGCGUUUGAUGCGUUGAAGAACUUUAUCAUUGAUAAUAAGCUUAUGAGCUCUCAUCAAGUUGAAAAAAUGCAGCGACUGAACACACUGGACAUCAUCAUCAAUUAUAUCAGAAACAAGAAGAACAAUUUUGUGAGCCGAAACGGGCAGGAUCAGUCACUAUACACACAUGCGAUCGCAGAGGGACAAAAAACCGCAAGACACGUGGCUUUUCAGUUUUUUAAGAGCGAUCGACAUUUGAUUGUUCGGUGUGCAGAUUUGGAGAAGUUCUUGGAAUUCUCUUUGGCUCCAAAACCACCGAUUCUUGGAUUUCCACGUCUUCCAUUUCCUUCAUUCCCGCCGAUUAACCCAUUCCUUGCGUUUCCGCCGUUUUUGGGGAUUCCGCCGAAGCUCGGAACUCCAGAAACUUCUAGAACGUCGCCGUCAUACUCCUUGGAUUCGCCACCACCAUCGUCAGACACAUCGACGUCUUCUAUCGAACCAACGACGCCGAAUGAGAAUAAUUCUGGAGUCGUCACGUCUUCUAGACAAUCUUCUGGAGCCCUGAUGCCACCACCGUCCAAAAGAGCCAAGGUUUUCCGACCUUGGGAGUAG
Messenger RNA from Caenorhabditis briggsae, 1128 nucleotides. RefSeq names its product Protein CBR-REF-1 (gene Cbr-ref-1). The transcript is spliced from 3 exons. Bases 1 to 1128 code for a protein of 375 amino acids. NCBI's taxonomy places the organism in Eukaryota, Metazoa, Nematoda, Chromadorea, Rhabditida, Rhabditidae. Gene Ontology annotation, molecular function: protein dimerization activity. The record is from RefSeq and is a predicted model, not a curated record.